UGACAUCACAGGACCCCGGACACCACGCUCCCUGCAUAAGGGGCAGGACCCUGUGCACUUCCUGCCAUGACGUCACAGGAUGCUGGACACUAACCUCCCCGGAACACGGGGUAGGACCCCGCGCCCUUCCCGCCAUGACAUCACAGCUCCCCAGACAUGGCCCUCCCAGCACGAGGGUGCAGGACCCCACUCACUUCCUGCUGUGAUGUCACAGGACCCUGGACAUUCCAGGGUAUCCUGGAGACCAAGGUCUUCAGGGCAUGGUCUUCCUCCUUCAGCCGGAGGGAACAUGGCAGGAGACAGAGGAGUGACCCUGUUUGUCCUGCUGCUGUCCUGCUGGUGCCACACGGAGCCCCAGCCCAUCAACACGACUUCAGGUACAGUCACAGGUCCACAUACAGCACUGCCACCAAAUUUAAAAAAUUUUGAUGACAACGUGGCUGCACUAUUUGAUGAAAUUCUAGUCCAAGAGAUAUUGGAUCCAAGUAAUUCAUCAUUGCUUAUGACACAAAGACCACUACCAAAAUCAACAAUGAUUAUGAAGAAAAAAAAAACCUAUACUCAAACGGAUUAUAAGAUGGAUAUUAAUAAGAAGCAUCAUAAAAAGAAAUUCUCUUCUGGGAAAGAAAAAAGGCCUUUCUUUGAUGAGGAGAAAGAGACACUUUAUCAGAUUAAAAGCCAAUCAGUUCUGGAAAAAAUCAUUGACAGCCUUCGAAGAGCUUUAGACAACACUCUCAAGCAAAGACUGCAGAAGCACAGGCGUUUGUUCAAAGGAGCCAAACACCACAAGGGGAAAUGGAGCCGGAACUGAGAAGCCAAGACCGCCUGAGGGGACAUCCACUCACCCCGCCACUAGGAGGAAAAAUAAAAUAGAAUCACUAUUUUCUAUAAAGAAGAAUCUCUUUAUUCAAGGAGUGCCAAAUAAAAUGAACACAUUUAAAUAUUAA
Molecule: messenger RNA, 947 nt
Organism: Felis catus (domestic cat)
Lineage: Eukaryota; Metazoa; Chordata; Mammalia; Carnivora; Felidae
Product: sperm acrosome-associated protein 7-like
Exons: 6
Coding region: 80-811 (243 amino acids)
Cellular component (GO): acrosomal vesicle
Source: RefSeq, a predicted model, not a curated record